Messenger RNA from Diutina rugosa, 426 nucleotides. RefSeq lists its product as uncharacterized. The transcript has a single exon. NCBI's taxonomy places the organism in Eukaryota, Fungi, Ascomycota, Pichiomycetes, Serinales, Debaryomycetaceae. The record is from RefSeq and is a predicted model, not a curated record. The coding region runs from base 1 to 426 and encodes 141 amino acids.
AUGCUGGACAAGUCUAUUGAUCUUCUUCGGCAAUACCUUCUUGAACGAAAGCUGCUCAAAGAAAUCCUUCCUUAUACUUUAUUUUCAAAUGCUGUGCCUGCUUCGAGGGAGCUUUAUCAACAACUUGUGGCUGAGUUCGAUGAUCGAUUCACCGCGAUCGACUCUGCCAUCGAUCUGAUUGAAGAUAGUUCACGAAUGAUUAUGGAUAAUAGCGAUAAUAAUUCAAUCGCCAUCACCGAGUUCAUCAAUGUCCUUCAGACAAUGGCAGCUGAAUGCCAGCAGCAGGCUCGGCGAGAUGACAACGCUAUUGAAAGAGAGGUCGACGAAAUCAACCGCCUUAUAGACCAAUUGCCUACUAAUGAGUCGGUGGACCUUAGCGAGCUAGAACUGGCAGUUACCAACCUUGAAAAUCUGCUACGUAUAUGA